Rosa rugosa (rugosa rose) is the source of this 2510-nucleotide messenger RNA. Its product is annotated as putative disease resistance protein At3g14460. The record is from RefSeq and is a predicted model, not a curated record. Lineage: Eukaryota; Viridiplantae; Streptophyta; Magnoliopsida; Rosales; Rosaceae.
CUUAUACGUAACGAUAAUAAUGAAAUAUCUAUGAUUCAUACAUUACAAAAUAGAUUUUCCUCUUGAACGACAUCAGGGAACUAUAGAUUUUCCUUGCCUGGAAAAGCUUUCCAUUUAUGCAUGCCCCAAACUGGAGGGUGUGGUAGAGCUUGUGGUUCGUGAAUGUGACCAACUGGUGGUUUCAAUUGCCAACUAUAAAGAACUUUCCGUAUUAUGCAUCCGCUAUUGCAAAGGGGUUGUAUACAGAAGUGUGGUUGACUUUCAAUUAUUAGAUUUGGAGACAACUGGCGGUGAGGAGCUGACAUGUUCAUUGCCGAAUGAGGAUGGAUUUCUGCAAAACCUUAUGUCACUUCGUCAUCUGAGCAUUGAAGGUAACUCACAUCUUGUUCAAUUGCAUCACCUCAGCUUACUACAAGAGCUUCACAUUGAUAAGUGGCCAAGCCUAGUUUCUUUUUCAUUGGCUAGUUUGCCACCUUCUCUUAAAGAUAUAAAGAUUCGAGGUUGCGAUUCUCUUACUUAUUUUGCAAGAUAUCAGAUACCGCCAAGUCUAAGGAGAAUAGAGAUAAAUAGAUGCCAAAAUUUGAAAUCGUUGGUGGAGGAUGAGGAGGCGAUAGGGGGUUCUUCAUCUUCUUCUCCUUGUUUGAUUCAGGAUGAGGAGUCUUGUCUCGAGUAUUUGAGCAUAUGGAACUGUCCAUGUUUGAUAUCUCUAUCAUCCAGAGUCAAGCUACCCAGGGCGCUUAAACACCUUCAGAUACAUACUUGCAGACAACUGGAGUCAAUAGCUGAUGCAUUACAUGAUAACAUUUCUCUCGAGUACAUUCACAUCUGGUAUUGCUCAAAUCUCCAAUGUUUACCAGAAGGUCUUUACCACCUCUCCAAUCUUCAGAAGUUGAGUAUUUACGGUUGUAGAAGUCUUGUUUCCUUCCCGACAGGAGGGUUCCCAAGAAGUCCUUCCAACUUGAGAGAGUUUGAGAUCACCAGUUGUGAGAAAUUGGAGGCCUUACCCAAAGGCAUGCACAACCUCAACUCUCUUGAGAUAUUAAGAAUCCCCUAUUGUGAAGGUUUCACUUCCUUCCUAGAAGAAGGGUUGCCUCCUAACCUUCAGUCUCUUAAAGUUCUGAAUCUCAAGAGUUGUAAACCACUCUUCGAAUGCGGCUUGCACAGACUCACAUAUCUUAGAGAGUUGUGGAUCAGUGGUGAAGAUCCGGAACUGGUUUCCUUUCCACCUAAGAAAGAGAUGGUGCUUCCCAAAUCUCUCAUUAAGCUCAUAAUCGAAGACUUUCCGAAUCUCAAGUAUCUACCCAGCAAAGGGUUUCAGUCCCUCACAUCUCUUAAAAGACUCUAUAUCUGGAGUUGCCCCAAGCUACUGUCCAUUCCAGAUGAGGGCAGGCUUCUUUCACUGACACAACUUAGUAUCCGUCACUGUCCACUGUAGAUUCUAGAAGUGAGAUGCAAACCAGGUAAAGGUCAGUAUUGGCGCUCCAUAGCCCACAUCCCUUACAUAUGGUUGGGAGAUAAGAGAAUUCAAGCUCCGUGAUUACAACUGAUACAAGAGAAAAAAGUUGGAAUCUGAAAUUGUAAUAUUCCCUUCCAGCAGACAUGUUUUCAGAGCUUGGUGCACUUCAUUGCCAUUGUAGCUGCAGAAAUCAAUAUUAAUCAGUAAAACCUUUUUACCUUCAUGAGUUCUGCAAACUAGGGCAGUAUUUUACAACGACAACAGCUUGGAGGUCAAUAUUUGAUUUGUACGUUUCUACCCGAAUGUGGGUUAUAAAGGGUCAGGAUUCAGGAGACUCAGCAGUCGAUCAGGACUCAGACUCCCAAAAGAAAAAAAACAGAAGAUAUGUAGGGCAAACCCUUGAAGGAGUAAAGCAGCAUGGAAGUUAGAGAAUUGUCUUUCUAAUGGAGCCUUCUGAUGGCGAAACUGCCGUGGAAUAUAUUGAGUUGCUGUUCAAGAUGAUCAAUUCAGAAAAUACUGGCAUCUCCUUGAUUGUGCAGGAAUUUCUGUGUACAACUUGAAAGCUAUUUACUUAAGAAGUGGGCAACGUUGAGUCUCUAGAAAGCAGCCUGCAUACUAGCGUUUGACAUAGAUUCUACCUUCACAUGCGUAUAGAGCUAGGACGGAAUUUUUGGGGAAGUACCAAAAAUGCUGGUCCAACUGUUAUCGGUCAUAAGCUGCUAGUUCAUCAAAUACAAUUUGCUUUUUUGAACUCUGGAAUUUCUUAUUGUUAUCUUGGCUUGGUAGUGCUGAAGGAAAUAGUGGAUCAAUGAUUGCAACUAAGAUAUUUUGGGUAGUCUUCUGCGGUUUCACAAAACCAGGGGGAGGAGAGACCGAUGUAUAUAUGGAUGAUAAACAUAAUGUUAUAUGUUUUUCAUUACUAAAAUUAUAAACACCAUAUGUUUUUUUACUGUCUUUUUUAUUUUACUUUUCUGGACUUAUCUAAAGUGAUGCUUUUAACUGAAGAAUCAAAACAUUCCAUCAUUUAUUAUAUAAAGACGGACGUACUUCUUGA